CAGCAUCCUUUUCAAAUACUUAUAUAAGUCCCUGCCCCGUCCGGUCUUAUUCCAGAUAGCACUUAGCGAUCAAAUAACAUCUUUUCCUACUUCAAGACAACCCAAGAUCAAUCUCCUUACAACCCACCAAACUCCACCCACAUUCCCAACCACAAUGGCAAUCUGGCUCCAAGGCCCCGGCUCCGGCGCCAUCGCCGACCCGGCCCUCAAAAUCCGCCCGGACAGAGGCGGCGCCAUCGUGCAGCCAUCAAGACCCGAUGCAAAGCAGGGCGCCGUGCACUUCAUCCUCCCCGCUCCACCACGCGAGAACCCCAACAUAACCUCCGUCGCCGUUGACUUCGAGACCGAUAAGGCAUACGUCGACGCCGUGGCUAUUCGCUUCGCUAACAUGGAGGCAUUCCGGGAACGGUUCCCCGGUCCCAAGACUUCGUCGUUUGCCGUUAAAGUGCCUCCGGGAGAGGCGGAGUAUAAUGGUCGUGGUGUUGUUGUUACUGUCUAUGUGAAGUUUAGGGAGUUCAGGGCUGUCGUUGAUUUUGAUCAGGUGAGGAUUGCCGUUGAGUAGGUGCGCUUGUGUUCUUG
This is a messenger RNA of Aspergillus eucalypticola CBS 122712, 579 nucleotides long. RefSeq lists its product as uncharacterized. The record is from RefSeq and is a predicted model, not a curated record. The coding region runs from base 155 to 562 and encodes 135 amino acids. Lineage: Eukaryota; Fungi; Ascomycota; Eurotiomycetes; Eurotiales; Aspergillaceae. The transcript is spliced from 2 exons.